AGAGCCACUGUGUGUGUGAUGUGCACGCACUGUCGCUUUGAGGCGGCACAUUCCACACAGGACAUCUCAGCCACAGCGCAUCCAAGCAAAGAUCUCUGUAUCCAAGUACUCACGCCAGGGGCAGUCUCCGAGCAAGUUUGGAUUCUCUCAUUGGCCGCCGCUGCCAGAACUUCCGCAGCAAGUUUGGGAAAUGUUCACUCUUCCUUCCGAUGGAAAUCGACCUAGCAGCAGCACCGAGCGUGGAUCGCGGCAUGGGGGCGGGGGGAGCCCAGAGAGGAACCGGGAGAGGUCUGACAUCGGACACACACACACACACAGUCAGACACAAGGGUCAGAUCCUCUCCGGAGACCAGGGGGGGACCAGCCAGGCGGAGGGGAGAGCAGUGCCCAAAAAGCCUCCUCUUUUGCUCGGCUCGUCUCAAGUGCGUGGCGCUGAGUUUCAUAAAUGCUUCUCCCCCACGGCACCAUGUCCAACAGCUCCAGUAACUUCUUGCUAGUCCCCAUUCCCGAGGUCCCAGCCGUCGACUGCCUCCAUCACAGAAACGUGAAGAUCGCGGUGCUGGGAGCGAGGAGCGUUGGGAAGACUGCUUUGAUUGUACGUUUUCUCACAAAACGAUUCAUUGGCGAUUACGAACCAAACACAGGUGCUUUGUACACCAGGCAGAUGAAUGUUGAUGGGGAUCAAACGACACUACAGGUUCAAGACACUCCCUUUGCUGCUCAGGGAGAUGGAGAUGAUCGGAGGAGCCAAGACGUUAUAACCCGAUCUCUUCACUGGGCAGAUGGUUUUGUUUUUGUCUUUUCCCUUACGGACACGGACAGCUGGAAAAGUCUCCGCCCGCUCUAUCAACAAAUCAGGAAGAUUUAUCCCAGCAUCCGGCUGCCAUGUGUGCUGAUGGGAAACAAAGCUGAUCUACCUCAUGCCCGGCAGGUGGAGACCAUCGAGGGCAUCCAGUUGGCCAACGAGAUAGGGGGGACUUACUUCGAAGUCUCCGCCAGGGAAAAUUGUAACGAGGUUGUAGACGCCUUCUAUCAAGUCUGCCAGGAAGUUAGUAAACUGAUUGCAAACAGCAACGGGGAGAAGAGGAGAGGCCUCCUGUUAGCUCGGCCUAAAUCACCAAACAUGCAGGAUUUUGGAAGGCGCUUAAAACAAGCUCUGUCGUCCAAAGUCAAAUCUACCAGUGCUAUUUAAUAUUGCUUCUUUUGAUAGGCAUGAAAGGCUGGAGUAACUCAGCGGGUCAGGCAGCAUCUCUGGAGAACAGGAAGCGUUUUGAGUCCAGACCUUCCUUCAAACCACAUUACUACUUUUGCACAGGUUCAAAGCUUUAAAUGCAUAAUAUUUCUAGUUUGCUCCGAGACUGAAUGGGAAUUGUGCUUAGAAGAUCCCAAUUAAGUAAUACCCCAAGAUGGUUAAAGACUACCACAUGUUGGCCGGUGUGGGCAAGUUGGACCAAAGGGGUUGUUCCCACACUGUAAGACUCCAUGACUCUAUAAAUGCAAUUUGUAAUAUACUUAUUUCCUGUAUUAACAAAAUUCUAUUACGGUUCAGCACCUUUUGAAUCAGAUUAUGAAUAAAGGGGCUGUCCCACUGUACGAGGUAAUUCAAGAGUUCUCCCGAAUUUCCCCCGAUUCGAACUGGGAGAUUUACGGUAAUGGCCGCUCGUAGGUACUCGGGGCUCACGUGGACAUUUUUCAAGUGUUGAAAAAUCUUCACGAGUCUUCACAAGCUUACCGCGUUUCCCGAGUACCUGCCGUUAGCGUUACGAGCCGCUAUGAGACGUCCCCGAGCUCCGACGUACCCGCUACGUACAUUUUUGAUUUUUUUUAAAACUCAGGGGAGCUCUUGAUUUACCUCGUACAGUGGGACAGGCCCUUUUACUGUGUUUACAUAUGAUGUUUACAGCCAUUGUAGUGGUAUCAUAGAGUCGCACAGCACGGAAACAGGCUCUUUUGGCCCAACUUGCCCAAGCCAACCAACAUGCCCCAUCUACACUAGUCCCACCUGCCUGCGUUUGGCCCAUAUCCCUCUAAACCUUUCCUAUCCAUGUACCUGUCCAAAUGUUAUUUCUAGUUGUUCUGGUCCCUGCCUCAACUACCUCCUCUGGCAGCUCGUCCCAUACAUUCACCACCCUCUGUGGGAAAAAGGUGCCCCUCAGAUCCUCAUUAAAACUUUCCCCACUCACCUUAAAACUACGUCCUCUGGUUCUUGAAUCCACCCACUCUUUUUUCCCCCUC
Leucoraja erinaceus (little skate) is the source of this 2235-nucleotide messenger RNA. Its product is annotated as ras-like protein family member 11A-like. NCBI's taxonomy places the organism in Eukaryota, Metazoa, Chordata, Chondrichthyes, Rajiformes, Rajidae. Gene Ontology annotation, molecular function: GTPase activity; GTP binding. The record is from RefSeq and is a predicted model, not a curated record.